Geodia barretti is the source of this 3540-nucleotide messenger RNA. NCBI's taxonomy places the organism in Eukaryota, Metazoa, Porifera, Demospongiae, Tetractinellida, Geodiidae. The record is from the annotation of a GenBank genome assembly.
GGCGGAGAAAAGAGCCCUCUCUUGACAGAUAAUGGUGGUGGUGAUGGCAGAGGUCGCUAUCGGACAGUGAGUGGGGCAUCAGUGGACUCAGCUCCCCCUGCCCCACCGUCAUCCCGGCCCUCUCUCUCCCUCACCUCCCUCACUGGCUAUGUCCAGCAGCUCAGGGCCUAUCUACCCAAUGCCCCUACCACUGGAAUUCAGGGGCCAGUUCCAGGGGAAGAGGAGGUGAAAGAAGACGGUGAAGUGUCUCAGUCUUCCCUGGUGUCUCCUCCAGGGAGUCCAGUGCUGGACAGGAAACUCACCAGUCACUGGAACCAGAUGGACACCAAGGAGGUGGUGAAAGAUGCUCUUCUGCGAGGGUGUCUGCCACUGGCACAGGUCUACCUACUCCACCACAGCUCAUCAUCCAAUAACAAGCCCUCACUGUCGGUUAGAGAGAGUGCCACCCUCCCUGCCAUGCUGGCCAUAGGCAGUGGGUUUGUGCUGGAGGCUCUUGAGAAUAGGUCUCUCCAGCUGGCUACUUCACUUCUCACUCAGAUGUGUAUGGAUGUACCGACUUCUCUGAGGCAAGUCUGCUUCCACACCAUCAACAGACCACUUCGAGACUUUCUGGCUGGAGAGCUGAAAGAGAGAGACUGGCUGAGUGAGAAGGAGAGCCAGGCGCUUGACUAUCUCCACCUCCUGGAGUCCUACCAUCCUCUACAGUCCUAUGAAGAGGCCCAGACCAUACAGUCACAACACAAGACUAGACCAAUGGCCUACCAGUCCACUAGUCUUCCAUUUGUCCCUGGCAUACUGACCAAGACCACCUCCCUGCCUCCCGUGGGGGAUCUACAUCAGCUCUACCCCGAGACCUUUGGUGGAACUCACACCCUCACCCAUACUGACACCUCUUCCUCAUCUCUCCUCUCCCCCACCACCACCACCACCUCCUCCUCGCCCACAAGUCCCCCAGCACUCUACUUGCAAGUCCCGCUGUGUGUGGUGCUAAACUGGGACACGCCCACCAGACAACAGCUCCUCUACGAAGUCUUUGUUCUGAGGAACCAAACACAUGGUACGGAGUGUGAGCAGCUUGUGGGCAAGGAACAAGUUUUUGACUAUGUCGUGCGACACAAUGACUCGGAGAGUGCCCUCAGGUUUGUAAUGAGCAGGGUCCCACCCCUCGGAAGCCCCUCCCCCUACCCGACCGAGAUUGUCUCCCUGUGCUCAAAUCUGCCGCAGUGUGCCGGUCACCUGAGGGACAGCAUUCUGGAUGAGCUUGCAAGGCAAGGAGUGCUGAUACCAUCUGAGCUACAGAGCCUGCCCGUGCUCCUGGCCAGACUUGGACGCACACAUUCCCUCUUUUCCCACCCUCACCCCCUCUCCAAGCACCAAGACCACACACCCUUAUCUGCUGAAGCCCCACCCACUCCUUCCGGCAGCAGCGAGGGAGAGAUUACGACAGCGGGGGCUCUGUUGAGCCUCGAAGAUUUCCAUUCCUCUUUUAUCCAUUAUUGCAUCACCAAUGGUUUUACCAGCCUACUCUACCACUACCUCGACUGGUACAGUCUGGCCCUGGAUGAGGGCUCCAUGUCAUCUCUGGGUCUGACGGAGAAGGCAGAGGAGCAGCCCUGGGUGGACACACUGCUCAAGUUCCGUCUCCUAGCUCUCAAUUCAACUGAGCCUGGUGCAGUGUUCCAGGCCAGUCUGGCAUGUGGGCGUCUCCUGCUGAGGGUUCAAAGGGGCGUUGUCAUGGAGAUGCUCCAGUUCAACAAAACUCUCAUGGCCCUGGCCACACUCAUGUAUGCUCCAGUUCCCAUUGAGGAGUUGCAGCACUACCCAACCCUCCAGGCUGCCCUCUUUCCUCCACCACCCACCUCCCUAACUGCCGCCCAAUCUCAGGACAUCUCACUCUACAAACUUCUUCAGGGGACAGUUCCGUUUGAUGUGUCACGGCUGUUCAAGUGGCAGCCCACCAAUACCCUGGCCACCAUGGAGGACACUGCCGAUGGUCCUCCGGUCAUCCCCCACUUCUCCCAGCCACGGUUAGCUGACAGACAUGCCAGGGUGGAGCACCUCACAUAUCUCCACUACCUGUCCCGAGGCCAGCCCUCCUUUGCCUUUGCCAACUUUAUGGCCGCCAAGCUACUGGGUCGCUCCAAUACCACCAAGAGGAUUGACCGGGCAGUGUGCCGGGUGUACAGACUUGCCAUGCAAGACUUCACCAACCACCGACUGGUGUCCUCGUGUGCCGCAUUCCUAGAGAUGGUGGACCGGGAGUCCCGUCUCCUGAGAGUCGACAUCCAGGCUGCAGUCCGGAUAGCUCGCUACUCGUCCCUCUCUCCUCCCGAGGCUGAGAAACUAUAUCAUCGGAGUAGAGCACUAGAAGAGACACAGCAAAGUAAUGCAAAAAUCGCCUCUCAGUUCAUCCAGAUGUAUGGGAGUACAGAGGGACAGGGUGUGGCCUCAGGUCUCCUGCAACAACUGGAGACUGCCACACACAACCUCAUCUCCUCCUCCUCCAUCGACAGGUGUUGUCUCGAGGCAGAAGAGCAGUGGUCCCUGGUGCAGGCAUUCUGCAGCUGCCACUCCCUCCCUCCCUCCGCUGCCUACCUCACCGUCUGUGCCGAGGAUGGCCAGUGGCUACCACUCCUCUGCCACGCCCAGCUUCAUCAGGUUCCCCCACAGAAGGUUCUCCCCAUAAUUGAGAAGAGUUUCUCAAAUCCUCACAUCCAAGAGCAUCUUCGUCUGGCACUCUCCUCCAUGGACCCCACGGGACCCACCACUCUCGCUUCUUCACAGAGAGGAGGUAAAGGGUUCCCAGAGAGACCAAAGACCAGGAGAAGACGGGCCAACACUAGGGCUCGUCUCACACAGGGACUCCAGCAGCAGACUCUGCUCCGAACGAAACCUGACAUCAGAGCCAAACUUUACUCAAAGAUUGGUCUCCAGAGAGAGAGAUCUCCACAACCUGACUCUGCCAAGCAGGACAAGACCCCGACUGAACAACCAUUAACCUCUACACGUACCAUAGCUGGCGAUCCGGGUGAGGGUGAAAGUCCACCUGCCCUCUCUCCUGACAACCUCCCUGAUGACCUGUUUGCCAUUCUCUUCAAGUGCCAGUCCCACAGCUGUCCCUGGAGGGCUCUUCUUGCCCACGCUGUGGCCCUACAGAGACCUCUGCUUGCCAUUCUCGCUGCCUGCAAUCAGGAGGCAGUGAUGGUGGACUGCUUGUGUGUCUGGCUCUACUGCACUCUUGGCGUUGAGCAGCUCAGCAAGGCUACUGUCCUCCUUGGGUUGAUGGGUGAACACAAGGAGAAGGAGGGUAAGGCCUACCUGAGUCCCAGAGUCCAGUGGCACCACUGGAGUCCCCAGGACCUGGCCCUCAUGCUGGCUGUCUCUCUCCAGCUCCCUGUCUCCCACACUGCCCCUCACUUCACUCUCGCCUUCCUCUACUUUGACCAGAACAAUCCUCUGCUGAGUUUCUUCAAGUUCCAUGAGCAGUUUCACUCUCUACUGCAGCCUGGACCGCUGCAAGAACCAUCUCCUAGAGUUUGA